Messenger RNA from Scaptodrosophila lebanonensis, 1221 nucleotides. Its product is annotated as testis-specific serine/threonine-protein kinase 2. NCBI's taxonomy places the organism in Eukaryota, Metazoa, Arthropoda, Insecta, Diptera, Drosophilidae. Gene Ontology annotation, cellular component: cytoplasm. The transcript is spliced from 3 exons. The record is from RefSeq and is a predicted model, not a curated record. Bases 111 to 1091 code for a protein of 326 amino acids. Gene Ontology annotation, biological process: microtubule cytoskeleton organization; intracellular signal transduction; protein phosphorylation. Gene Ontology annotation, molecular function: protein serine/threonine kinase activity; ATP binding; tau-protein kinase activity.
AAUGUUAAAAUAAAAUUCUCCAUGAACCUUUGGCUUUUGCACGGCAGCACGUCACAAAUUAGGCAACAGACUGGCGAACGCUGCAGAAAAAAUUCGUUGUACCAUUUUAAAUGGCGACAGCGCCAAAGCGAAAAGCCAAUGAGCCAGCUGCUGCUUCUUCAUCACAAGACCUAGUCAAUGAUCAGGCCUCGGGUCGUCGCCAGGAACAAAAAGUCUAUACAUUCAACAACGAGCCGAAGCAAGCAACUGCAGCCAAAGACGACAAAACUAAGCCACAGAAGACCAUACUUGAGGAGCAUGGCAUUAUACUGGGCAAGGUCAUAGGCACAGGUAACUAUGCGAAAGUAAAGAUCGGCUUCUCCGAGGAAUACAAUAAGCGUGUGGCCGUCAAGAUCAUAUCAAAGGUGAAGGCGCCAACGGAAUAUACGCAAAAGUUUCUACCUCGCGAAAUAGAAGCAGUCAAGGGUCUGCAUCAUGAGAAUCUCAUUACCUUCUAUCAGAGCAUUGAGACCAGUCAUCGGGUCUAUUUAAUAAUGCAGCUGGCCGAGAAUGGCACUUUGCUGGACUACGUGCGUGAAAAGAAGUUUCUGGACGAGCCCCAGGCCCGCACCCUCUUCCGACAGCUCAUCAGCGCCGUAGAGUACAUCCACAGCAAAAAUGUCGUCCAUCGUGAUAUCAAAUGCGAGAAUCUGUUGCUCGAUGAGAACUGGAAUCUGAAGCUCAUUGAUUUUGGGUUUGCGCGCAAGGACACAAAGACAAGCGACAACCAGGUGGUGCUCUCAAAGACCUUUUGCGGCAGCUACGCCUACGCCAGCCCCGAAAUAUUGAAAGGCAUUGCAUACGAUCCUUUUAUGUCUGAUGUCUGGGCUUGUGGUGUGGUCUGCUAUGCUAUGGUCUUCGGUCGUCUACCCUACGAUGGUUCCAAUGUUCACAUCCUGCUGAAGCGCAUCAAUCAGUCCCUGGUUUUCCCCAAGGCGCCAACUGCGUCCAGUGAGUGUAAGCACAUGAUAAUGCAUAUAUUGGCGCCACUGAAAAUCCGAUACGAUAUUCAAGCCAUAAAGGAAGAUACCUGGUUCACCAUGAAAACCUAAAAAUUCUGCAAUAUACUUAACAGCUGUAAAAGUGCGCGCUGUCGUCAAAAAAGUAUUACUAAAAUAGAGCAAUUUGUCUUGAUUAAAAUUGAACACAUUUUAUACAAAUAAAUGUAGAAAAACAAAAUAA